Tinamus guttatus (white-throated tinamou) is the source of this 1276-nucleotide messenger RNA. The record is from RefSeq and is a predicted model, not a curated record. Lineage: Eukaryota; Metazoa; Chordata; Aves; Tinamiformes; Tinamidae.
GUAGAAUUUCAGACUUGCAAUGGCAUCUGCUGUAAUCAGUUCAGUUCCUACCACUGCAUCUCGUUUUGCUUUGCUACAACUAGACAGUGAUACUGAUUCAGAGCCUGGAAAGGGUAGAAACAGCCAAGCUAGUGGUAAAUCUCAAGCUUCAGGAGGGAGACCUUCUACAAACGAGAAGAAACGAGAGAAAAGAAGGAAAAAGAAAGAACAGCAACAGAGUGAAGCUAAUGAGCUCAGAAAUCUUGCUUUUAAAAAGAUUCCUCAAAAAUCCUCCCAUGGAUGCUGUCUAUCUCAGCAUGAACAAACAUUGCACAGCACAAUGAAGAAGGACUCUCAAGAAGAAAACUGGCAAGAAUGGAGACAAAGAGAUGAACAGCUGACAUCUGAAAUGUUUGAAGCAGAUCUUGAAAAAGCACUGCUGCUAAGCAAACUGGAAUAUGAAGAGCACAAAAAGGAAUAUGAAAACAUUGAAAAUACUUCACCACAGUUAAAGUCUAUGAAUAAAAAAGAGAAAAGGAAGAACCAGCAAGGAAAAGACAAACCUCUCACUGUGUGUCUGAAAGACUUUCAGUCAGAUAGUGCUAUAGAUAACCUUGCUAAAAAACAUGAGGAACAGAGUUCUGCACAGACUUUGUUACCUGACGAAGGAUUUUUCAAUAGAUUGGAGGAUGACGUUCACAAAAUACUUAAAAGAGAAAAGAGAAGAGACCAGCCCACAGAUUGCAAUGGAAUGGAUAACUGUUCAUCUCAUGAACGCAACCAGGAGUGUUUUUUGAAAGAUGGAAAAACAGAACGACUAAAGCUCGAACUUGAAAAGAAAGAUACAGAAAUUCAGCAAUUGAAAAAUGUAAUAACUCAGUGGGAGGCAAAGUAUAAGGAAGUAAAAGUAAGAAAUGCACAACUCUUGAAGAUGCUACAAGAAGGUGAAAUGAAAGAUAAGGCAGAAAUACUCCUACAGGUUGAUGAAUCACAAAGUAUCAAAAAUGAGUUGACCUUACAGGUAACUACACUUCAUGCUGCAUUAGAACAAGAACGAUCCAAAGUGAAAUUAUUGCAGGCAGAAUUAACAAAAUAUCAGAGUGGGAAAAAAGGGAAAAGGAACUCAGAAUCUGACCAGUGCAGGUGAUCUCCUCUGCUACCAGAUUUGAAGCAAAAAAUAUCAAAUCUUUCUUCAGGGUUUUGCAAAAAUUUAUAUAUUUGUUGUACAACUGCUUAACUAUACAGUUUUUGAAGGGAAAUUAACAACUACUAGUUUGACUAACAUUCUGAAUAUUGA